CGCCGCCGCUCGGACAGCAGCGCGUGAGGGCCCGCGGGGGGGGGGACCUCCAGCAUGUCCGGCCCGCGGUGAAGGCGGGAGCGGGAGCGGCAGCUCAGCGGACAGCAACCGGACCGUCUCCUCCCGAGAGGGGAGCGGAGGAGAGGAGGGAAAGAAAGGAACGGAUCGGCCGUUACAGGCGGGUCAGCCCCGGGCCUACACCCCGUUACUACCCCCCCGGGCUCCUCCCCUCCCGGUCUCUCGCUCUCGGAACCGGGCCCCGGAAAACCGGGGGAGGGGGAGGGGGGCAUCGGCAAUCAUGAGGAAAGACGUGCGGAUUCUGCUGGUGGGAGAGCCUAAAGUUGGGAAGACAUCAUUGAUUAUGUCGCUGGUCAGUGAAGAGUUCCCUGAUGAGGUUCCCAUGCGUGCAGAAGAAAUCACUAUUCCUGCUGACGUCACUCCGGAAAAGGUCCCUACACACAUAGUCGACUAUUCAGAAGCAGAGCAGACAGAGGAACAACUGCACAAUGAAAUUUCCAAGGCUAAUGUCAUCUGCAUAGUGUAUGCAGUCAACAAUAGAAACUCCAUUGACAAGGUAACAAGUCGAUGGAUUCCUCUCAUAAAUGAGAGGACUGAUAAGGACAGCAGAAUGCCUCUUAUACUGGUGGGAAACAAAUCUGAUUUGGUAGAACAUAGUAGCAUGGAGGCCAUCCUUCCAAUAAUGAACCAGUACACCGAGAUAGAGACUUGUGUUGAGUGUUCAGCAAAAAAUCUGAAGAACAUUUCAGAGCUGUUUUACUACGCACAGAAAGCUGUCCUGCAUCCAACAGGCCCACUGUACUGCCCAGAAGAGAAAGAGAUGAAACCCGCCUGCAUCAAAGCCCUAACUCGCAUUUUUAAAAUAUCAGACCAAGACAAUGAUGGGAUUCUCAACGAUGCAGAACUCAACUUUUUUCAGAGAACCUGUUUUAACACCCCAUUGGCACCUCAAGCUCUGGAGGAUGUGAAGAAUGUCGUGCGAAAGAAUCUGAAUGAUGGUGUAGCCGAUAAUGGGUUGACUUUGAAAGGUUUUCUGUUCUUGCACACACUGUUUAUACAAAGAGGUAGGCAUGAGACUACGUGGACAGUGCUGCGCCGCUUUGGAUAUGAUGACGACCUGGAGCUCACACAUGAAUACAUGUUCCCACUAUUAAAAGUUGCGCCAGACUGCACCACUGAGCUGAAUCACCAUGCUUACCUGUUCCUGCAGAGCAUCUUUGACAAACAUGAUUUGGAUAGGGAUUGUGCUUUGUCAUCUGACGAACUUAGAGACCUCUUCAAAGUGUUUCCUUACAUGCCAUGGGGUCCUGAUGUCAAUAACACUGUCUGCACCAAUGACAAGGGAAUGAUCACUUAUCAAGGAUACAUCUGUCAAUGGACGCUGACCACAUACCUUGAUGUUGAAAGGUGUUUAGAAUAUUUAGCUUACCUCGGAUACUCCAUCCUGACUGAACAGGAGUCCCAGGCGGCAGCUAUCACAAUAACCAGAGAUAAAAAAAUAGAUCUACAGAAAAGACAGACGCAAAGAAAUGUAUUUCAGUGUAAUAUUAUUGGGAUGAAGAACUGUGGGAAGACAGGAAUUCUUCAGGGAUUUCUGGGCCGAAAUUUAACGAAAAUGAGGCACAUAAAAGAAGAAUACCGAUCACUCUAUGCCAUUAAUACUGCCUACGUGUAUGGGCAAGAAAAAUAUUUAUUGCUACAUGAAGUUUUAUCCGACAGUGAAUUCCUCUCUGCCUCUGGCACCACUUGUGAUGUCGUUUGCCUGGUGUAUGAUGUCAGCAAUCCCAAGUCGUUUGAUUAUUGCACAAAGAUCUUUAAGCAACAUUUCAUGGACAGCAAAACGCCGUGCCUCAUCGUUGCAACAAAGUCUGACCUGCAUGAAGUUAAACAGGACUACAGUAUAACUCCAGCUGAGUUCUGCAACAAACAUAAAAUGCCACCUCCGCAGAGUUUCACUUGCAACAGUGUGGACGCCCCAAGCAAAGAUCUAUAUGUCAAGCUGACUACUAUAGCUAUGUAUCCCCAUGCCCGGUUACGCUGUUUAUGCACCUGCAACAGGUGUACAUAUUGCAUCUGUCAGAACUUCCUCAACUCAGACUUGCUGCAGUCUGUAAAGACCAAAUUCUUCACCGCAGUUCUUAACAGGUUAAAAGACCAAGUAGCCGAGUUGGGUGCCAUGCUGUUGGCAGACGAGGAAAGCAGUCUCGUUCACCAAGUGCACGCCGUGAGCUUUGUUGAAGAUUCCAUCUUCAUGGAGUCGUCUGUGGCUCCCGCUUUACACCUUGAAGACAGGCACACAACUCAGGCUGACCUGAAGAGCUCGACCUUCUGGCUUAGAGCAAGUCUCGGAGCCACAGUAUUCGCUGUCAUAGGAUUUGCUGUGUACAAAGCACUACUGAAACAGCGGUGAUUGUAAUGGAAACUGAAUCGUUCGCUCGCGGUUUCAGUUUUCUAUUGCGUCUGAAGAGUCUGCGAAGGAUAUCUCUAGCAAUGUUAUUUUAAUAUGCAAUUGUAUUCCUGCAACCUGGGUGGGGGUGGGAAAGCAAAUAAUUGUGUUUUUUUCAUCUGAAGGUCAAGCUGAUGCAACCUCUACCAACACAAUGCAGAGUCGUCUCGACUCUCCUCCAGUUUAAGAAUCUGUUUUGGACUUGGCAUUGCAUGGGUAUCAGUGAGCGAUCUCUGUAGGAAUCCUUUCAACCAAGAACAAUUCAAAACAUCAGAUGCCCAAAAGGGAUUUAAUUGUGUAUAUAGUGUAAAUAUGCAAAACAGCAGUAUAACGUUACCCUGGAUACCUGAUAGUUACAGAGUCUACACAUGUUACGUGUCACAGUGAUUGUUUCAUGUAGAUCUUUAGAAGGUAUCCACAGGUCAAGCUUGCCUGGUAGCUUUAAACAAAAACUGAUGGGAGUUUUAUUUAUUAUUUAGAGAUUUUAAUUUUGAGGAUGCACAUCUGCACCAAUAAGAGAUUGAAUUCUCAGGAUUUCAGCAUGCACGGAAAUGCGAUCACUGUUUUACCCCUCCUGUACCUCUGCUUGCUUUGGGAACGAACGUAAUUACUCGUAUACCCUAAAUAAGCCAACAGUUACCAUAAGGCGGGGGAAGUAUUGUAUUACUGUUGGUGCUUCCCCUUCUCUCCCCUACCCUUUCACUGUUAUUUUUAUAACCUUUUUGAUAAAAAAAAACACAGGCAAGGUGGCCAAGGUUCUGUUACAAUCUCCGAAUGCUGCAGAUCUUUCAAGUCUCCCCAGGAUCUUUGUGCACAGAGAGUAAAAUAAGAGCGUUUUUACUGCUGUAAACUCUACUGUGUUGUAAUGCGAAGAUGGUGCAUUUAAUACUUUCUUAUAGCUUAGUACUUGCAUGCUUCGCAGUAACUCUUCUGCAGUUAGCUUUAAUAUAUUGAACAUCCUUGUCAUUUCUGUUGGAAUUAAGUUUUUCCCCCUCCCUCUGUGUUAAAGAAAAAGCUGCUACACCUCAGGCAUUCUGGACUUUUUCAAUCAUUUCAAUAAAUACCUAUAACCUGUA
Molecule: messenger RNA, 3540 nt
Organism: Callorhinchus milii (elephant shark)
Lineage: Eukaryota; Metazoa; Chordata; Chondrichthyes; Chimaeriformes; Callorhinchidae
Gene: rhot1a
Product: ras homolog family member T1a
Exons: 21
Coding region: 299-2428 (709 amino acids)
Biological process (GO): mitochondrion organization; small GTPase-mediated signal transduction
Cellular component (GO): mitochondrial outer membrane
Molecular function (GO): GTPase activity; GTP binding; calcium ion binding
Source: RefSeq, a predicted model, not a curated record